Molecule: messenger RNA, 414 nt
Organism: Microthlaspi erraticum
Lineage: Eukaryota; Viridiplantae; Streptophyta; Magnoliopsida; Brassicales; Brassicaceae
Source: the annotation of a GenBank genome assembly
AUGGAGUCUGAGCAUCAGUUGACGAACAGAUUUCUGGAGGGACUUCGCAAGGAUAUUCGGACUCUAUGCAGGAGUAGUAUGCACACUUCGAGGGCGAGUCUGUUUCCUCGUGGUUCGUGUUUUGGGUGUGGGAGCACGGAGCAUCGUGUUUCGAGUUGUCCCAAGAGGGACUCAGCACCGAGGGUGUGCUACUACUGCAAGGAGCCUGGGCAUAUCAAGCCCAUGUGUCCUAAGUUGCGGAGUAUGUCGGUGGCUUCGGUUCAGCCAGUAGCGGCUCAGCCAGUGAGUCAGAUCGCAGCAGUGCAGCCGUUGGGUCAGAUUGCACCGGCGCCGCGGGGUUACUCUUCAGUGGAGACUGGCGGGACUAGUCAGACCGGGCAGAUCACAGGUAAAUCUUCGACUCAGACUUUGUAA